CGCUGGUAUCGCACAGACCACAUGCCCGUGAAAAGGCGUAGGCCACCCCCAAGAUUUCCAAGAUUCAUCUAUAUAUAGGUAGGUACCUGCCUACCUUCUUGGGAAACCCGUUGGUUACAUGUGUCUUUUCUGCACGAGAUGACGCGUCGCUUGGAAAGAUCACCCCUGAAUUCGUAUUUCCCCCUCAAUGCAGCAAAAGAGACGUGCCGGUUUUGGCCAACGAGACGGACCCGAGCUGUUAUAAUUAGCUCGGAAAUGCAGUGCACGGGAGCUACCUAACUGCGGGGUUCGUCACCGCAUGAAUGACUAGAGGCGACAGGAGGGGGAGGAGGCUACUAAGAUGCAGAUAGAAGCAGAUAUAUAGAUGCCACUCAGCACAGAUAUAGGGCGUUCAUCCUACCCAGAAACUAAAAAAUAAACCAGUACUUCCUCUCGAAACAUGCCCUUCCCGUACAAGACGGUCCUCAUCACGGGCGCCACGGCCGGCAUCGGCCUUGCCCUCGCCGAGCGCAUGAUCGGCAGCGGCAUCUUCGUCAUCGCCGUCGGCCGCCGCCAGGACCGCCUCAACGCACUGGUCGCCAAGCACGGCGCUGACAAGGUCGCCGCCGAGGUGUUUGACGUAUCCGACGUCGACGCCAUCCCGGAGUGGGCGAAGAGAAUCACCGCCACCCACCCCUCCCUCGACAGCAUAGUCCUCAACGCCGGCCUCCAACGCACCAUCGACUUCACCCGGCCCGACACCGUCUCCGUCUCCUCCGCCGCCUUCGAGCUGCGCACAAACUACCUCUCCCCGCUCGCCACCGUCGCCGCCUUCCUGCCCCACCUGACCUCCUCCCCCGACCGCCCGGCCUCGAUCGUGCUCGUCUCCUCCGGCCUCGCCCUGAUCCCCCACCCUCGCUGCCCAAACUACUGCGCCUCUAAGGCCGCCCUCCACAGCCUUGCCUGGUCCCUGCGCGCCCAGCUGUCGGCCUCGAGCUCUCCAGGGACGCACCACAUCCGCGUCAUCGAGAUCAUCCCCCCGGCAGUGCAGACGGAGCUGCACGAGCUGCAGCCCGACCUCGUGGCCGCGGGCCAGGCCCGCAUCGGCCUGCCGCUGCAGGCCUUCGCCGACGAGACCUGGGCACUGCUGGCCGCCGACGAGGAGCUGGACGAGGUCGUCGUCACGGCCGUGAGGGACCGCUUCUCCGGCAUCGAGGUGGAGAAGAGGAAGGGGUUCGAGCUGAUGAAGAGCUUGUUGGGGAAGGGGUAAGGGAGGGGGAGAGAACAGAAGGAAGGAGAGGGAGGGAGGGAGAAAGCCGUGUCAUUUGCUUGCAAGGGUAGCACAAAUGCACAUCUGAUUAAUGAUGGAGGGACAGUAAUAACUUGUGAAUCUUUUGUUCUUGAUCUAGGUUUCUUUAAGAAUGCACAUGGAAUGUUAACAAAAAGGAGGGUGCGAACUUGGUUCCUGCUCCCUCAAAAAUAUG
Messenger RNA from Phialemonium atrogriseum, 1463 nucleotides. Its product is annotated as short chain dehydrogenase. Lineage: Eukaryota; Fungi; Ascomycota; Sordariomycetes; Cephalothecales; Cephalothecaceae. The transcript has 3 exons. The record is from RefSeq and is a predicted model, not a curated record. Gene Ontology annotation, molecular function: oxidoreductase activity. The coding region runs from base 440 to 1249 and encodes 269 amino acids.